GAUAUGUGCCAUUUGUUUUCUUAUGUCUCCAUCUUGAAAGGAGGCUUCUAAAAUUGGUUUGCCGCUGCGUCGCUUUUUUUAGCCGACGUGUUCAGAGUCGAGCCUGCAGCCUUGAGUUUGGACAGUAGACUAAGCGUAAAGCAGCUUUGGUGCAUGAACGCUUGGUGUUUGCUGGACGGCCUUUCCGAGCCGGGACUGAGCUAAUAUUUAUCAGCCGGUGCAGCGCGGUGCAGCAGUUAGCAGCCUCGGUGUCCUCGUACGUGUUUGACCGCCUGCUGAAGCCUGAUUUCGGGAAACGACGAGCUGCAAUGGACCGUGGAUCUGCUACGUUGGAGCACUAUAAGGCAGCCAUGUUGCUGAGUGGUGUUGGUGAUGCUCUGGGAUACAGAAACCAGCUGUGGGAGUACAAUGAGUCUGGACCAGCUAUUCACCAGGAGCUGAAGGAACUCGGUGGCGUGAAAAACAUCAAGGCUGAGCUCCCUGAUUGGCCGGUGAGCGAUGACACAGUUCUGCAUCUGGCGACAGCAGAGGGACUCGCAACUGGGAAGGUGGGGGAGGAGCUCCUGCAUGAGGUGGCUGCUCGAUACGUUGAGGGGAUGAAAGACAUGGAGGGGAGAAAACCAGGGCCUUCAAGCAUCCUGGGAGUGUCCCAGCUGAAGCCUGGAGAAGAGGGGGGCUACAGAGUGCCCUAUAACCCAGAGGGGACGGGCUGCGGAGCGGCUAUGAGGUCCAUGUGCAUUGGCCUCAGGUAUCCAAAGCCUGACCAGCUGUUGUCAUUGGUGGCGGUUGCUGUGGAGACGGGCAGGAUGACCCACCCUCACCCGACUGGUUUCCUUGGCGCAGUGGCGUCGGCCCUUUUCACCGCGUAUGCCGUCCAGCGCCGGCCGAUCACGACGUGGGGGCUCGGGCUGAUCAAUGAGGCCUGUCCAAUAGCAAAGUGCUUCGUUCAGGGUCGAGGCUUCGCCGUGGAGGAGGCGGAGAGAGACUGGGAAUACUUCUGCGACAAGUGGCAGUGGUACCUGGAUACGAGGGGCAUCUCUAACGGGGUGGGGCCUGCAAUCUGGCCCUCCUCCUACGGCCCAGCUGAGAGAGACGAAGCCUACAAGAGCUUCAGCCUGUCAGGCUGGGCGGGACGCAGCGGCCACGACGCCCCGAUGAUAGCGCUGGACGCCUUGCUGGGUGCAGGUUCAGACUGGGAGGAGCUGAUGAGCAGAGCAGGCUUCCAUGGAGGUGACAGUGACAGCACUGCAGUGAUCGCCUGCUGCUGCUGGGGUCUGCUCUACGGCACCCAGGGGGUCCCUGAAGGCAACUACAGCAACCUGGAAUACAGGGAGCGACUGGAGCGCAGCGCGGAGCAACUCUACGCCCUGUCACACUGAGGAGGCGACCACAGCCUGCUGCACUGACAGGAUGUCCAAACACUGUUCACCGUGGGGGAAUUAGGUCAUGCCCUCAUGACACAUUGACGUAGAACCAGUCUUUGCGCUUGGUAGUACAUCGAUCCAGAGUGAUGUCAUACAUGCCUGAAGGGCAGAGCAGUGUACCACUAACCCAAAGAGCCACCACUGCCACAAGGAGUGUGUGCCUCCUGACACUGAGGCUGCUGUAUAUAGAGGGGUCCCCCUAGUGACUGUUUUUUACGUGAACUUGCAGAGUUGUAGCGCUGAAUGGAACCAAUCCCAGCUAAUGAGAAUGUGAAGAGAAUACAGAAAGUCCCCCAGGAGGUAAUUACUUUGUUUUGUCAGCCUGACCUAAUAGCAAACGCUUACCGAGCUUCAAAUUAAAAGCGCUCUCGUCAUCAACCAGUGAAAAAUACAUUGGUGUCUCAUUAUAGCUAACUGUUGUGUCAUGCAGUGCGGAGCAAAGCUGGGACUGUUAAACUCCAGAGACAUUGAAUUAUUGAUCCAAUAAAUUUUAACAAACAAA
Messenger RNA from Labrus mixtus (cuckoo wrasse), 1926 nucleotides. It is a transcript of the gene adprh, whose product is annotated as ADP-ribosylarginine hydrolase. Gene Ontology annotation, molecular function: magnesium ion binding; ADP-ribosylarginine-[protein] hydrolase activity. The record is from RefSeq and is a predicted model, not a curated record. Lineage: Eukaryota; Metazoa; Chordata; Actinopteri; Labriformes; Labridae. Gene Ontology annotation, biological process: protein de-ADP-ribosylation. The transcript has 8 exons. Bases 309 to 1379 code for a protein of 356 amino acids.